Messenger RNA from Clunio marinus, 972 nucleotides. Lineage: Eukaryota; Metazoa; Arthropoda; Insecta; Diptera; Chironomidae. The record is from the annotation of a GenBank genome assembly.
AUGUAUUGCGUAGAUGAGAAAUGUAAUAUUCGUUUUCCGUAUAAACUUCAUCAAAAAAUUCACGUUCACCCUCUUCCAAAAUGUAGUUUCAAAUUUGCAAAUUCAAAGAUAGGCGUACCGAUUUGGAAAAAAGUGAAAAUUAACGACUUCAUUUUUUACGAUACCGAAAAUCAUCAAACUCCACCUUACAAUCCUUUAACUGAUCCACAUUUAAAGUCAUUCUUCAAACGCAAAGUUUAUUUGAAUGCUCUAAGAAAAAAUCAAUUUAUAACUGACGACAAUUACGUUCUUUGUUCUACUAAAAAUAUAAACGACUAUCGAAAUUUUCUGCAUCGAAUUAAGACAGAAGUUGAUGCUGUGGAUAGACGAAAGAAAAAUUGUUCAGAUUUAGACUUUCAUCGAAUAAAAUUGUCAAAUUUGCUUUUUGAUAAAAUUCAAAAGAAAAAUCUUAAAUCUAGGGGAAAGAGUGAAAAAAUUCAAGGUUGCGUUGGUGUUCGUUGUAGAAAUAUUAAUCCACUCAAACAUGAAACUAUAUUUGAGUUAAAGAAAAUGUAUAAAAUGCAUCAUGAAAAUCAAAGAAAGAAACAAUUCCUUGAAGGCAUCAGAAAUUAUGAUUUACGUUUAAUUAAAAUAAAAGAAAUGCAGCAAUUGAAGCACAAACAAUUCAGAGAGCGUGCUGUUAAACGUGAACUCGAGACCAUGGAGAAGCAAAAAUACGUAAAAGAACAGCGAAAAAUACACCGAACGAAGACGAAAAAUUCAAUCAUUGCAAAGGAGAGAAUGCUCCAGAAGAAAAUAGGGAAAUUUUUGUCUCAGCAAAAGAAAAUCAAUCUUAUUGUGAAGUGCCCUGAGGUAAGAGAUUGGUGAAGAAAACUUAGGAAAAAGAAAAACUUUUGAAUAACUUAAAGGUCUGCAUGCAAAACUUUUCUAUUGAAUAAAAGAAUAAGAAUGUUGAGAAAUUUUCUUAUCUCA